AUGUUUAACGUACCCAAGGCACCGGAUGCCUUGCAGACACAAACAUCGAUUAAGAAAUUCUUUUUCAUACAAAAAAUAAGCUUCGCAGCCAUUGGCUUGGAUCCGACAUCGAUAAAGCGAACAAUGUUUCGACCAUGGCUGACUUUUAUACCUUUAGUGAGUAUGAUUGCAGUACUCGGUCCAAUGGGCAUUUACGCCUUCAAUAAUAUGAAAAUUGAUUUGGGUAAGGCAAUGGCGGCACUCUCACCAUUUUGGCAGGCCUCAUUGGCCAUUGUGAAAUUGUUUGUUUUUAUGUUAAAUCGAAAGAAAAUUGUCGGUUUGGUGCGUGAAGUUUGGUUAUGGUCAUUUGAAGCUAACGAAGAGGAACUUCAAAUUAUUGCCGAUGAAAAUAAGAAGGAUUCCAAAAUUUGUACAUUUUAUUAUUCGAUGGUAAAUGUAACGGGAGUUCUGGCAACUUUGGCACCAUUGGGUGUUGCUUCAAUUUACGCUUGGCAGGGUCACGAUUUUAUGGAGUCACUGGAUACACCAUUUAAAGCGGAAUAUUUUACAAACCCAAAAGAGUCCUACAUAAUCUAUAUCCUUUGCUUUAUAUGGAAUGUCAUCGGUAUUUAUUUCAUUGUCAUGGGUUCCUUGUCCAUUGAUACACUCUAUUCAUGGUUUGUGCACAAUAUUUCGGCCCAAUUUCGUAUUUUAAAUUUACGUUAUCGCCAAAUAUCCGAAAGAAUAACUAUGCACAAAGCUAUGGGUAAUUACAACGAAGAGGAAUUUAUCAAAUCCACAAUUGAUUGUGUAAAAUAUCAUCGGCGGAUCAUUCAAAUGUCGGAACGUUUUAGUGAAGUCUACAAAGGUUUGGUAUUCUUUAAAUUUUUGGUUAGUUGUAUGCAGCUGGCAUGUCUGUCGUUUAUAAUACCUUUGGGUGGUGAGAUUGCCGAUCAAUUGUUUAAUCUAUCAUUUUUAAUGGCCGUGACCACACAGCUGAUGUUAUAUUGUCAUGGUGGUCAGAAUAUUCAGGAUAUGAGCACCUCUGUAAAUUGGGCCAUCUAUGAAAGUUUCCAUUGGCAUAAUUUGAGCAUCAAAUCGCAAAAAUUGCUGCUGUUGACCAUGAUAAGAGCCCAGAAGCCUUGUGAAAUAAGAGGUAUAUUUUUCACAACGGAUUUAAGUUUAUUUGUAUGGGUUUAUAGAACCGCAGGUUCAUUUAUGACGAUGCUGAUGUCAAUGGAAGAUAAAUAA
Molecule: messenger RNA, 1230 nt
Organism: Musca vetustissima
Lineage: Eukaryota; Metazoa; Arthropoda; Insecta; Diptera; Muscidae
Product: odorant receptor 45a-like
Exons: 5
Coding region: 1-1230 (409 amino acids)
Biological process (GO): sensory perception of smell; detection of chemical stimulus involved in sensory perception of smell
Cellular component (GO): plasma membrane
Molecular function (GO): olfactory receptor activity; odorant binding
Source: RefSeq, a predicted model, not a curated record